AUGCCAUCCGGCAUCUUCCAAGGUUUUUCACAAGCGCUGUCGCAAUUGGUGGCAGAGCACAUGGCGCAAGCUGAAGCAGGCCGGCCUGGGGACUCGGGAGGUGGCGCCGGCGUGGACAAUGUCGACCACUUUCCAGCUGCUAUGAAAGAGUGGAUGGCCAAGCAUGGUCAAGCCCGUGCACUUCUAGAAAUUGCGCCGCCGCCAAUGCCAGAUUUCUUGCAAGCCCCUCCGAGCCAAUGCCAAAACCAAGCAGAAGGGGCCGCAGUGACACACUCCCAAGAAUCUCAUGACCCGUCUUCAAUUUUGCAGCUCUGGCAACCAGAUUGGCUACCCCGCCUCUUUGACGAUGUCGGCACGGUCACAGUGGUACAAGACAUUUGUGAAAGACCCGCUACGCUCGCAGAAGAGACCUCGGCUUUCCGUCGAAAAGUUGAUCGAUCCUUUGGAUGGCACGGCAAAGUCUUGAAUGACCAGCAGAAGUCCCAGCGCGCAGCCGCACAAACGACCUUGCAAUUGUUGGCGACGAGCCCCGAUGAUGGCAAGUCUGAGCUGUUGCAAUGCAAGGUCUUCGCUCUGGUGGCCGGCGAACUCUAUCGCAGUCACGGAGGACAACUCUUUGAGUAUUGCAAUGGUGCAUGGGCCCCUGCUUCCCAAGGGCUUUCCUCAGUCAACCUCGAGUUCAUCCUCCAAGCCCUGCGCAGAUCUCAAGCAUACUUUGCCGUCAUGGCCCAGAUGAAGCACAAAAGGACCUACGAAGACAUCGUGUUCGAGAUCAAAGCUAUCCAGCAAGUGGGUCUGGAGGACGUACUGCUACAGUGGCAACUUCAAGACAUCCUGCCCCGAAAGGCCGAAGUCAAGGCCAGAGAGUGGCUGUAUGGUUUGUCCGAGUUGUGCCGCCACUUGCGGCAUCAGUUUGACGAGCACUCCAGGACUAUCGUCAAAUGUUUUCAACGUUGGGGCGAUGAAGAAAUCCGCAGCAAACAGCAGCCCGGGCUAUGCUUCCAAGAUGCUUUCAUUUCUACUGUGGAUGGACAACCGCAGCAACUGCAGAAGGAUGCGCGGCAUGGAUGCUACGUUGCCAUCCCCACGUCCAUCUCGCAGACACCUUCCAUGGACACACGUCGACGCUAUGCCAGCAUUCUCUUGUCUUCCUUUGCAGGCUCGGCUGGCCUUCAAGUCUUACUCAAUCAAUGUGCCCUCGUGGUGGCCCGGGUGAGGCAGCCAGAUGUGCUCCACAUCGUUGUGGGCUGUGGACAUGAUGGGAAGACUUUGAUAUUUGUCGACCACAUGCAAGCUGUGUUUGGCAGCGCUUUCAGCUGCGCCCCGUGCAGUAUGCUGCAAGCGGACCGUGAAUUUCAGGUCCAGGGCGUCAACUUCAUCCAUUCAUCUUUCCUGACUUUCGAUGAAUGCAAAAGAGAUCAGGGAAUCAUGGAGGAUACCGUGAAAGUGUUCGUGGGUGGGGGUUGGCUACCAUUGCGGAGAAACCAUGAAGCAGAAACCAAAUACGGACACUGGGCACAUUCCGCCAAGGUGUGGGCUAUGAAUGUCGGAGAUAUCCCGCGGGUGCCCACUGCAGAAGAAGUCUCGCACCAAAGGCGCUUCCGCUGCACCUACAUGCGGUCCAAGUUCACGGCCAUCCAAGAUGAAGUUGAUGUUGCCAACAAAGUCUUCCAAGCAGAUCCCAGUGCCAAAGAGUUCAUGGCCUCUGGCGCCGCUGUUUGGUGCUUCUUUCAGGAUUUUCUUUUUCCACAUCUUCGCUCCAAUGGUCUGCAAAAGUGCAGUGACAACUUGCAGUACCUCAUGCCCGAGACCACUUUGUACAAGGACACGCAUUGGCUCCUCCAAAAGAUGAGCCGCUGCAGCGAGCGCCCAAAUCCCGAUGAAGGACAAGGACCUGCACAUCCAGAAAUUCCGGUAGUGCAAAGCCGCUCCGAACGGAUCAUUCGUGAGACCCAUGCGGCUGUCACCACUCAGUUUUUCUCUGCCAAGGAAGUCAAUCGCCUUUUGGCCCCUUCCAAUCCAGGUUCAGCUCCGCCAAAGAAGCCGGGGAAGAAACUCAGAGUAGAGUACCUCAAGGAGUCCAUCCUCGAGUUCCCCCAUCUCAUUCGGUCCGUUGAUGGCCAAGUCCGUGCUGGGAAUGCGUUGGACCGCUUCGAACGUCGAUGUUUGAAUGUUGACGCCUGGCAGACUUGCCUCCAAACAUGCUUAGGUGAAGCUCGGGUUGAAGAAAUUGCUGGUACUUGGCAAGAUUGGUCUUGGCCACAAGCUGCAGAAGCUUCACUGGCAGACACCAUGGAUGACCCCACUGGCCUUCCUCGUGGUGACUCUUGGACCAUCUCUUGCAACAUCAACCUUGAAGGAUUGAAGCAGUAUGCUGCAUCCACACUUGGAGAGAAGGGUUUGCACGCCCGACAAGUUGCAGAGAUUUGUGAAAGAGACAACGAGACCGUCGGAGACUUGGUCACUGUGAAGACUACAGGGCAUCAAAAAACAGUGGCAGGUGAAUCGCUCGGACGUGUCUUCUUUCCAUGGGUGAGCUUUCCAACCCUAUCUCGUUCCGCCAGAAGCUACGGCAGCCCACUGGGGACAAAGGAGUUCGACAUGCCCAAUGCUGUGAUCCACUUUGCCCUCAAGUUCGCUGAAGAGUAUGCCAUGGACUUGCCGUGCUUUCGGCGGUAUCACGCUUUCAAAGCUGAAUGGCGCCAAGUGGUGAUGUCUUGGUUCUCCUUCUCAGAGCAUGAUGCCAAAAAGGCGCUCCUCAUGGCCUCUUUUGGCUUUGCAUUUCCAUCUCGCGCGAGCGGUUCACCUGUGGCCUGUCCCUUGUUAGAGGGCCUCGCUGCAGAUGCCAUGAAGUUGCGGGAGGAACACAAAGCAAUGCAGCUGUUCUGCGGCCUCCUGCCCAAACAUGGCUUCGCUCUAGUUGCACCAGUCUUUGACGCAGUGCUUGCUGUCCCGCAAGCGAAUCUGAGCAUGCCAGGUGAAGAAGUAGAUUCAGCAGCAAGUGAACAGGCUUUGCUGGAAGAUUUCCACAGUCAGACUGGAAUCAUGAUGCAGGUCAAACCACUGGACAGAAGCCCGCCCAUGCUCACAGUGCAGCAAAUCCUGGAAUCCAUUUUGGAAAACAAUGCUGGGAUCAGGAUGGGCGCGAUCCAUCACAUUCCUGGGUGUUACUCCUGUAUCGGCACUGCUCUCUUGAAUUUGUUCCCCGAGGAGGCUGACCCUUUGACGGCCGCAACAUCCAACUUGCCAGAGCCUAUGUCCUACCAGCACAUGAUGCAGCUUUGUCCUCAAUUUUCCAUAGAGCCUGUGUCCUUGUCUCAAGCAGAGCAGUGCGGCGAUGGAAUGUGUUUCUUGCUACAUGCAUCGAGCUCAUCAGCCAAGGAUUGUGGCCAUGCAUACGGACUGAAGCUGGUCCAGGAAGCUGCUCACAUUUACAGCUCCGCCGAGGAAGAAUGCAUCCAAACCAAUGCAAAAAAGUUGUGGAAGCACUUGUCGAAAGCUCACGGGACGCAGGUUUUCCAAGUCAAUGUGCUCUCCGCAGACGAUCGCGCGGCCAAGAGGAGGAGAAAGGAAGCACCUUCGACUUGCCUGGAAGUCCAACUGAAAGCAGGAAUGGAGGCCGAGGAGGGCUGGAGCUCCGUGGCGCCACAAGUUCGGCCCAAGGGUCGGAGAGUUUGUGUCCUCUCGUAUUCUGAUCGCAUGUAUAAAGUAUCAUGCAUAUACCCCUGCGAGGCUUUGAGUCCUUUGGCUGCGCGUCCUGCCGGCACGGACACCCUGCUUUCCCAAGCUGCCAUGUGCAUGCGAGAUUGGGUCUCUUUGGACGCAGCUUCCCUUCACUUUGUGUCGAAGCAGAAUACGGUCGACAUGGCUUUGCUUCUGACCCGCGCUGGGCCGAAGUAUGUCCUCAAGCAGCAUACAGCCCAGGCACUCCGAAUCAACAAGAUGCUCUACAUUAGCAAUGACUUUGCGGACUUGGUGUUGGCCAAAGCCAUCAAGCACAGAGGCAAGAUCCACAGCAUGUUCAAUGACAUCACUACUGAGUGGGUUUGUCAAGGUAGUCCUUGUGCUUGGCUUGGGUGUCGCCGAGGGGACACACGCCAGGCCGUCUUUGAGCAGGUCAUGGCUUUGAAGCCUGUGCAGGCCCUGCGAACUGCUUUGAUAGCAACUGCCACCGUGCAUGCGGAGUGGGUGGUUUGCAGUCAUGAUGCGACCUACCAAGUCCUUUUCAGCGCCAUCGGACAAAUGCCCAUGCAGCAGAAAGAAGGAGAAUUCCAUGCUUUGCAUACCUUCCUUGGCCGGUCUGGAGCUGUCCCUGGUUUCAGCCUCCAGCGCACAGAAGGUCCGGAUAGUUUCCGCUCUGCUGUAGCCCAGGUGCUCCCACAUGAUGCCCGCAUGACAGUGAAGUAUAUGUUCUCUGACAAUCCUGCUUCCGUGGAAGGUUCCACUGAUGUCUUACCAAACCUGGAAGCUGUUGCAGAAGAUGCCUUGCACUUGGUGUUGCGAGUGGAAGCUUGCACUGGUGAGAAGCGGACGGCCUUGUCAUCGAACCUACUCCGGAUUAUGCUGCGCUUUCGCUUGCCAUGUGCUGGAUCCUUCUUCCAUGGUGGCACUGAUGGAGAUGAUGAGCAUGAUGCAGGACAGUGGUCAGAUGGAGUUGCCAAAGAUGGUGUGCCAGCGGACUGGGAUUGGGAUGCCCGGGUGACAAAGCCGUACUCCGGCCACCAGGAAUUCAUCAAUGACAUCGAAGUGCUUUGUGCCCAACACUUGGACCAAAUGAAGCGAAAGGAUAAGAAGGGGCGUACAAUCCAGCAGGUCUUGAAAGCCGGCACGUCUUACACGCACUUCAGGUACCUGUGGAACGGUUCCCACAUCAUAGCAGCCCUUCACCAAGCCAUGCCCCCGAAGGAAGUGGAGCUCCUUAGCUUUGGCACGUGCAGCAAUGAGGCUUUGCACUUUCAGCUCAAAGUCUGUCAAGAGCAAAUCAUCCAGCAGCACAUCCAAACAUUUCCUCCGCAGUUGGAAGCAUUUAGCUUAGCAAAGCUCUUGGCGCAUCAUUCGGCCGCUUACUCUCCAACCUUGGCACAAAGAAAAGAAUCUGAGAUCUUAAGCCUCAUGCAAGGUUGGCUGACCAAAGGCUUUCUCCCGCCGCUUGAAGAGGGGCGCAUCCAGCCAACACUUUCCAGAGAGGACUUGCGCAGACCUGUGCAUCAAUUGGACCCGCAGAAGGUGGCCAUCAGAAAGGACAAGGCAAGGGAGAAAGCAAAGCAAUGGAGCAAGGAAGUCCAGAACAGGAAGCUCAAGCAUCCGCAAAGCCGUCUGCAAAAGCCCGUCUGCAAACGCACCGUCUUUACCCAGAAGAAGCUUCUUGACUGCAAACAUCCACAUGUAGGCUUUGUUGCGCAAGCUGAGCAACAAUUAGUGCAUGGUACACAUGCGGCAGAUCAAAGUUCUGUAGCGCUACAACACCCAACGAUGGUCAAACUUAGGGCUUUGUCCAACCAGCUAUUUCUCCUCUGA
Molecule: messenger RNA, 5517 nt
Organism: Cladocopium goreaui
Lineage: Eukaryota; Dinophyceae; Suessiales; Symbiodiniaceae
Source: the annotation of a GenBank genome assembly